CCUAAUUUAAUGCUUAUUGAACCUGUUCAAUAGGAUACGAUUUAUGAUAUUUCAUUUAAUUAAAAUGGUAGUAGAUUUGCAAUCGCAUCUAGUGAUUAAAUAUUAAGAAUCUUUGAUAAAGUUGAUGGGUAUAAUUCAGCUAUAAAUAUUAGAAAGUGGGAAAAGAGUUCAGAUUUUAAAUAUACUUUAAGUAUCGCAGUUAAAGUAAGAUGGGCUGAUCCUAAAUAUGGAUAAUUGAUAGCUAUUUCAAGUCAAAAUAAAGAGAUUAAAGUUUGGGAAGAAAAGAAAUAAUUCUAAGAAAACUCUAAUGGAUAUAAGUAAACUAUAACUUAGUGGAAAUAAAGAUCUCUGAUGUUAGAAAAGACUGAAUUAAUAGCUGAUAUUUAAUUUGGUUCUAAAGUCAAUGGUCUUCUUUUAGUUAUAGCAUUUGUUGAUGGAAUUAUUUAAGUUCAUAGGUUUAUUGAAAACAAUCAAUUCAAAUUAGAAGGUGAUGAUACUUUUAUUAUGCCAUUUGGAAUUAGAUCAUUAUCAUGGAAUUAUUCUCCAACAGAUAAAGAUAUGUGUGUAUUUGCAGGAAAUGCUGAAAAAAAUAGAUAUAUGAAGUCAAAACAUGAUACAUAUAACAGUUAAAAAAUAAAAACAUUAGCUAUUUGGGUGCUUUAGCAUGAAACUUAAAAAUUAUCAUUCAUUAAAUUUUUUGAAUUUGAUGAAGAAAAUACUGUUUUUGAUUCUUAAUGGGCAAAUUAAAAUGGUAAAUCAUUCCAUUUAAUUGCUUUUGCUACAUAAGAAGGAGCAAAAAUAUGGCAAUUUAGGUUCAUAGGUGAAUCAUAAGUUGAAAAGCAAAAGUUAAUACUUAUUAAUUAGGAUUCAUAAUAAAUUAAUCCUGCAUAUAAAGUAUAAUGGAAUUCCUUAUCAAAUUCACUUAUUGUUUCUUAUGAACUAAUAAAUGUAGAUGAUUAAAAAUAGAAUACUACCAGAGAUAUUAAAGUUUUUCAAUUAAAAAAUGGAAAUUGGAUUACUAAGACCACAACUUCUGAACCUAAUUUAAUUAAUGAAAUCUAAUCUCUACUCAGUUAGCCAUUGGUUUAGUAAAAUGCAUGAAUAAUUUUUUAAAAACGAUUGAUU
Molecule: messenger RNA, 1125 nt
Organism: Paramecium sonneborni
Lineage: Eukaryota; Ciliophora; Oligohymenophorea; Peniculida; Parameciidae
Source: the annotation of a GenBank genome assembly